Molecule: messenger RNA, 516 nt
Organism: Verticillium dahliae VdLs.17
Lineage: Eukaryota; Fungi; Ascomycota; Sordariomycetes; Glomerellales; Plectosphaerellaceae
Exons: 2
Coding region: 1-516 (171 amino acids)
Source: RefSeq, a predicted model, not a curated record
AUGAUAGCCGUUCUCAACUGGUUGAAGGAAGAAAAGCGCAUGGAAGCUAGGCCCGUUAUCUCCGGCAAGCCAUGGGGGAAGGCUAGGCUGAACCGUACGCGACGACAUGUACGCGACGACGUCCCGUCAGGGGACGCUCGCCUGAUGAUACAGCAUUUGCCUCGGGAGGUGACUAUCGAGGCUUUCGACGAACAUAACACCUGGAGACCGUACAAAGACCAGAACAUUACCACGGAUGAAAACUUGACACUCAUAUCGCCCCAGAAAGAGGGCCAGCUCACUGCGCCAAGCGAUUUGCUGGCGGCUGGGCAGCUAUAUGAAGCAGAAGCCUCUGACCCGGGAGUCGAUUGGGGAGAAGGAGGCGGAGGCGGAUCAUUUGCGCCCAUGUGUUCGGAUACCUCAUCCUUCUCCAUGGAACGGUUUAUGAGCGAUGUCGACGAUGUCCCUUGUCAUUCUCUAAUACCACCCAAGAAGUUGAGUCUGAGUAGUCGUUUAUCAAAUAUGAGCUUGGGAUGA